Venustampulla echinocandica is the source of this 1041-nucleotide messenger RNA. Its product is annotated as Aquaglyceroporin like protein. Lineage: Eukaryota; Fungi; Ascomycota; Leotiomycetes; Helotiales; Pleuroascaceae. Gene Ontology annotation, molecular function: glycerol channel activity; water channel activity. Gene Ontology annotation, biological process: water transport; glycerol transmembrane transport. The coding region runs from base 1 to 1041 and encodes 346 amino acids. The transcript is spliced from 6 exons. Gene Ontology annotation, cellular component: plasma membrane. The record is from RefSeq and is a predicted model, not a curated record.
AUGCCAGAGAUCAAAUCAGUAAACCCUCCGAGUCCCGCCGUAUCCCACGACGAAGAUAUUGGUAAGGGACAAGAUGAAAAGGACUUCAUAGCUUCUAAUGAAGCUUUACAACCGUACGCUGAGCAUGGCGCGACAAUAGAUCAUCAAAUCACCCAAGAAAAUGCUAUCCAAGCCCACCCGGAGUUGUGGUGGAGUCGUGUGAGACACUAUAUGCGCGAGCCGUUCUCUGAGUUCUUCGGCGUCUUCAUUCUCAUUCUAUUUGGAGAUGGGUCCGUGGCUCAAGUUGUUCUAGCUGGUGGAGAAAAGGGUGAAUAUCAAUCCAUCUCAUGGGGCUGGGGUAUUGGAGUUAUGUUGGGCGUCUAUGCCUCCGGAAUAAGCGGUGCACAUAUAAACCCAGCGGUCACUUUGGCAAACUGUAUAUUCAGGAAAUUCCCAUGGAAGAAAUUCCCGGUGUACCUGAUAGCCCAAACCCUCGGAGCCUUUGUUGCAUCAGGAAUCGUUUACGCAAAUUACCUAUCCGCCAUCAACGAGUUCGAAGGUGGACCCAACAUCCGUACCGUCCCAGGCUACUCCAAAACGGCAACCGCGGGCAUCUUCUGUACAUAUCCCGCACCCUUUAUGUCGAGGACCGGCCAGUUCUUCUCCGAAUUUGUCGCCUCUACCAUCCUCAUGUUCUGUAUAUACUCCCUUCAAGACAACGGUAACCUCGGCGCCGGAAAUCUUACUCCUCUGGGGCUCUUCUUCGUCAUCUUCGGCAUUGGCGCUUGUUUUGGCUGGGAGACGGGCUAUGCUAUUAACUUGGCAAGAGAUUUUGGACCACGUCUCAUGUCCUAUUUCCUUGGAUAUGGACACGAAGUUUGGGCGGCUGGGAACUACUAUUUCUGGGUUCCAAUGGUGUCGCCGUUCUUCGGAUGUGUUUUCGGCGGUUGGCUUUAUGAUGUAUUUAUUUUCACUGGUGAAAGCCCAAUUAACACCCCUUGGAUGGGUCUAAGGAGAUUGGUCCGCCCCAAAGAGAUAAAGAGCCAUGAAUCUGAAGUGUGA